Haliotis rubra (blacklip abalone) is the source of this 7968-nucleotide messenger RNA. Its product is annotated as sortilin-like. Gene Ontology annotation, cellular component: membrane; Golgi apparatus. The record is from RefSeq and is a predicted model, not a curated record. Lineage: Eukaryota; Metazoa; Mollusca; Gastropoda; Lepetellida; Haliotidae. Bases 33 to 2621 code for a protein of 862 amino acids. The transcript has 22 exons. Gene Ontology annotation, biological process: Golgi to endosome transport; vesicle organization; endocytosis. Gene Ontology annotation, molecular function: protein binding.
GUUGCCUCACGUGAGAGUUACCGAGAUCCAAAAUGGAAGCAGUCGACAUGGAACGUCGAUUACCUGUUAUUGUUUUUGUUUUGAUAUGUCUUUAUGUGAACCCUGCUUGGUCAUUCCAUGAAAAUGUUGUUAGUUUUCAGUCGCAUGCCGUAUCUGCAAAGGAUGCAGUGAAUUCGAUUUCCAGUAGCGUUAGUUUAGAACGCAGCAAACGGGACGUGUCAGAUGAUCAGGCGAAAUGUGCGAAGCAAGAACAAGAUUUCCUCACCGAUUUAAGAGCAAACAAGGACCUUGCACAUAAGUACACCUUUGAAAACAAGACUCAUUUCAACCUGGCAAUGGCGUGGGCCAGUGAUCACGACGAAGGGAUGCUGAUUGUGGUAACAACUGAAGUGAUUCUCAUGAUGUUUGCUACGUCCAAUGUCUGGAGGAGCACUGACUAUGGUCGCACAUGGACCAAUAUUGACGACCAGAUCCAGAAGUCAGUGAUCAGAAAGGACAAUGGAUUGCAGAGGAAUCCCCAUUCAGCAGCUUGGGUGUAUAUGUUAACACACAAGGAGACUGUGUACCUCACAGAGAAUGGGGGAGAGACCUUCUUGGCCAAGAAGGUUACAAAAGAAGGGACCACUGUGUCAAGGCAUUUGAUCUUCCACUCAGACAAUCGACCCGCCUAUGUAAUGGCCAUUGCAACCAAUGGAGAUUUAUUUGCUACGAAUAACAACUUCAAAGACAGCCGUCUGAUCUCCAAGAAUGUCGUGCAGGCCAAAUGGGGAAACGAUGAGAUGAAGAAUGGUGCUGGUUCUAUCUUUGCCACGGUUGGAACUGGUUACCGCCAUACACUCAUUUCAAAUAGAGUCACUACUUAUACCCUGACCAAGUUUGACAGUAUUGAAAGCAGCUCAUCCACUGUGCUUCGUAAGAACGUCAUUGGGUUCGGAGUACAAGGAUCCUUCCUCUAUGCUUCUGUGUACAUGGAUGAUAACCCAACUCAGACAUCCAAGAAGUUGAUGAUGGUGUCAACUGAUGCUGGGAGGUCUUGGAAUGAAGCACAGUUACCUACCCUGGAUGGAGAUCGGUUCUACUCAGUGCUAGACAUGUCAGAGCAUCUGAUCUUCAUGCAUGUGGACAACCCUGGAGACACAGGGUCUGGCACACUAUACACAUCGGCCCAAGCAGGUGUGGUCUACGCCGAGUCACUUCUCCACCACCUCUACCCCAACUUCGAUAGCGUGACCGACUUCUACAAGGUGGAGUCCAUGAGGGGUGUGUACCUGGCUAGUCAGAUCAACAAGGACAAGAGUAUCCACACAAUGAUCACUUUCAACAGAGGGGCCAACUGGCAGCCUAUUGUCCCACCACAGGAAGACUGCAAGGAUCAUAGUAAGGCUUGUCAGCUGCAAAUCCACAACUACUACAGCAUCUCUAGAGGAGUGCGGGCCAAGCCACCGCUCAGCACAGCUAAUGCUCCUGGACUUGUUCUAGUACAUGGUCAUGCAGCUGAUGCCCUCCAGGUAACAUCGCCCAACGUCUACAUCACCACUGAUGGGGGGUACCACUGGAGGAAGGUUCUAGACGGCCCCCACUACUACCAGAUAACAGAUAGCGGUGGGUUGCUGGUGGCUGUCUCCACCAAUGAGACUAUGCCCAAACACAUCAAGUUCUCAACGGACGAGGGCAACUGCUGGCAUGACUACAAGUUCACCGACAACGACAUCAUCUUCACUGGGCUCCUGACAGAACCUGGUGGCCGCUCCAUGACUAUCUCUGUCUGGGGCUACACCAACGAUAGACACAGGCAGUGGGUGGUCAAUGUCAUCAACUUUGCGGAUGUCAUCACUAAAAAAUGUACUGACGUAGACUAUGAGGUAUGGGAACCCCAUCACGAGAUGAGACGUUUUGAGAACAAGGGGGUGGAAGGCUGUCUCCUGGGACUCAGAGAAUCCUUCAAGAAGCUGAAGCCAGAUUCCUGGUGUCAAAAUGGAUAUGAACACGACGUUGAGAGAACUAUCAUGUCAUGUACCUGUACGAGAGAAGAUUUUGAAUGUGACUACAGUUUCUACCGUCCGCCUUCAACUGAUGACUGCGUCAAGCAGUCAGACUUCACAGGAAAGGAGAUUGAUAUUUGUCUCCGGGGACAUGAAGAAGAAGUAAUUACUGAAGGAUAUAGGAAGAUUCCUGGAGAUGGUUGCAAAGAUGGUAUAUCUUUCACUGGAAAUAAAAUCAACAUGACAGACAAAUGCAAUAUAGGAUCCAAGGAAUUGAUCUUUGAAAUGGAAGAACCUCUACAAGAAGCAAAUCACUCUCUCAUCCUUGGAGCUAUAGUAACGGCAGUCAUCGCACUCGUAGCCGCUGUCUCAGGCUACUUUCUAUACAGAAUGUAUCUUCUUCGGAAACAUAAAGUGGUAUAUCGGUACUCAAUGCUGAAUCAGACGGAAGGCGAUGACUUUGCUAAUGAGCUGGAGAAUGCUCUGACACAACAUACCUUAUAUGAAGAUUCAGAUGAUGAGGCCCUUCCCAACGGAUCGGUUAUGCCAAAUGGGUCGGCCAACAGGACCUCCUCGUCCUAUGCCAAGCCUAAAGUGAAGUCCUUCCAUGAUGAUUCUGAUGAUGAUAUGCUGGAGUAGAGGCAAGGAACAGCUGCUGACAUUCCGUGUCCAACAACCACGGCUCAAUCCCCGUAUGGACACCUCUCAGUUCCAUAACAACACACUUUGUCAUGCAAAUUUUGUAACCACAGAUUAUAUAUGUCCAUGGCUCAUGUAAAUACUUUGUACAGAAAAACGUCAUCUGAACAGGUUUUGUGUUCAGGAGGGUUGAAAUGUCAUUUCCUUGAAAUUUGCCUUUAUUAUGAACCAAAACUAUUGCAUAUUGAAUGUAUCAAAUAGUUUUAGGAUUUGUGUGUUUUUGUCGCAAGUUUUGGGAUAGAUUUAGAACACUGAUGCAGAUAAUUUUUGGGUUAAAGGUUUCUUUCACUAAUCAGUAAUGUUUGUUCGUCUUGAAACGUUUCACUGUGUCUUGUGUUCAAACAGUCUUCUCUCAACUGGGUCAACUUAUCAUGACUAAUCAUGGUCAGCAAAACUGACCAGUGCUUUGAGGUUUUUAAAUGAUGCUGUGAAGACUGAACGCUUCAUUGUCAGUGUGUUUUUGGUCAAUAUUUAGAAAGGGAUUUGAAGAAAGGAUUUUAUAUAUAUGAAAACACAAAAAAAUGUUUAUAUGAUUGUCUGUUUUACAUGUAUGCUGAUAGAAAAUGAAAAAGGAGUUUUCAAUUCUUUGAUGUUUUAUGUUCAUUUUAAUCAGCAUUGCUUUGCUUAUAUAUAUAUCAGAUCCAGUGAUCAGCUAUCCAACUAUCAACCAUUGCUUGCUAUCAAAAGCUGUUUGAAAAUUAUGUUCACAGAAACAACAUUGUAUACAACAGUAUGCCUGCAAAGUUUAUAUGUACAAAACCUAUAUUUAGUCUUCAUAUAAAAAUAUUGUACUUGAAUGCAAUAUUGAAAACACUCAAUACCCUUCAGUUGAUCUUUUUGUCAGCUGUGAAACGCCACGUAUAUUUAGUUUUGUUUUGAGCACAGGGAAUGGGAUGCAAAGCACCAAAUUUUCACCAUUGUUAUCACGUUACCAUGGUUACUAUUUAAAUAUGCACUGUACAGUAAUGGUUAGUAAAUUGCCCCUGGUUCUUCCAAUUUUGACUGUGAGAACAGUUGUAAUGUACAUAGUUGGGGGUGUAUUUUACAUUCAAUUUCAGUUGUUUCUUUCUUCAAUUUCUUCAUGUAUAUAGUACACACUAUGACAACAAACUGCAGUGUUCAAAAUUAAAGUCGCAAGAGUAUUUGCAAGAGAACUUGACUUUCAUGCUUAAUUUUUAUCACUGAACUUUAGAUUUCUCAACUGUUUCUGAUGAUAUUCAACCUAAUUUUCUGAAUCUAACAAAAGGAUAAGAAAACUUAAAUAAUAAAUCACAACAGUUGAAAUACAAACAAACCCAGACUAAUACCAUAUAUUUUAAGUGUAACUUCUGUUGACUGUAGAUAUGAAUAUUUUCAGCAAUGACAAUGAAACCACUGGAUGUCUUGAAGCUCCAAGUAUUAUUUCAGAGUCUAUUUUCUAUAAUUAUUCUUUAUGACAGUUCCGUAGUACUUCAUAUAUUGCAGGAAAAGCAGAGGGCAAAUAUAAAAGAGAUCAUUGUCAUGUUGCUGAGUGCGACGUUGUUUCUUUGUCAAUACAUGAGGCAUAAAAGAGUGGUGUUUGACCUUACAGGGUGUCCAUUUUGGUUUGUCCUUUUGAUUUUGUGUAUCUCACCAGUUGUGAAAUUUUAGAUGACAGCUUAGAUGAUAUUCUGCCACUUAAUCUUUUUGUAAGAAUGAAAACCAGGACAUAAUUUGAACAUCUUUGAAAUAUCAGAAAAACAUAUGUUAAUGUUUCCCACAUGUUAUGAUCAUAAUAUAAGUGUGUAUUUGUAUACUAUGUUUAUUCCUUCAUUAUGACGUGUUGGUUGUUUUGAAUCACCAGUAAUGUAAUAAUUUGGUGGAACAGUCUGGAAAUGCUGUGUUUAUGCUAUGACAUCAGGCAUGUGGUCAAGUAAAGCAUGAUGGACAGAAAUAUGUUCACAUUCUGAAAUGUCAUGCAGGUUUUUAUCAUGCUGAACACAGCCACAAUGUUUUCAGAUGAACCGAUGAAAAUAUUUUCUGAAAUUGAACCUAAAUUUCAAAGUCAUGAUUUGGAUUCUUGAAAUGUUUUUGGACCGAUCCUGUAAGAGAAACCAUCUAUAACUCCAGCCUGUUGUACUAUGUCUAGAAGCCAACAUACUGAUAUUGUCCAUCUUAUUUGGCAGUUUGUGUGUUGUGUACAGUUUGUGUAAUAGAUGGCCAGUCAUUGGCCAGUAGGAUUGUUUCUAAUAUACAUUCUUGGGCUGUCCACUGUGUAACUUACAUAUUGACUGGAUGUCGAAACAUGUCAUGAAACAUGUCAUGAAACAUGUCAUGAAACAACAAGCUGUCAGUGUCUGUCUUUGUAAGUUAAUUCGGUAAGGCAGUCAAUGCUCAGGUUUGAUAAUGUAACACUGUAGAAAGUGAGUUUGUUUCAUCAUACUUGAAUGAAGUCUGUAUAUUGGCUUGAUCUCACUCAUGUGGUGGUUUGAAUUGCGACACAAUGUAUAUUAUGCUUUAUCAUCAAAGUUUUCUUUUCAUGCAAAAAACAUUAUCAGGUCAUACAGAAUAAGUCUUCUAAGAUUAUAGAACUAUUUUUCUUAGCAGCCCAAUCCAGUAUAAACUGACAAACUAACAUUGUGUAUUAUAGACUGCCUGCACAAAAAUCUGGAAAUCUGGUAAUUUUAAAUAACAUUAUGCCUCACAAUGCUUGCUUAGUUGGUCACUUGAUUGCUUUCAAAUUAACACUUCAAAGUUUGUCGAUGGUUUCCCUGUUGCCUAAAUAUAUGUGAACAAUUAAUGAGAUCUGAGGGGUGUAUUUCCAUGUAUAGUGAGUUGUCAGUGUGUACAUAAUGUAUGCUGUUAUUUAUACAUAGUGUUCCCUACAAAUUGGACUAACCUUAUUGAUGUUAUCAGACUACGGGUCUGAAUUGAGUGUAUGGGAGAAUUACGAGGUGGUAGAGGCUCAAGUUAGCAUGUCAUUCCUUUAGUAUCAAAUUCAGAAUUAUUUUCUUUAUAUAAAGGAUGUUGUGUUCAAAAUGCAAUUAAAGUACUUAUGUUCUGGUUGAUCGGAAACAUUGAAGACAUGGAAACUGCAUUUACAUUUUAUAUUCCUAUUGGUCCUGAGUUGGUGAGUAGCCUAGUGGUUAAAGUGUCAGCUUGUUACACUGCAGAUAUGGGUUUUAUUCCCAUCAUGGAUGUUGUUCUUGGUAUGGUGGCAUAGUGCUGGGUGCACAUGAUGCUAACGUAAGGGAACAGGUUCUUGCAUGGGUACAAGGUGUAAAACUUUCUCAGAGUUCCUUUCUGUAACGCUGCUGCAUGACACUUGCUCUUCUACAUCAUCAUGUCUGAGACCUCAAGGAAGGUUUGCUUCCAAAGUAGUAAACCUCAGGAAUCCCUGCUUCUUUGUUCUUUCAAGAUACCUUUAUCAACACCAUUUAGAGAACUCAAUCGCUUUUAUCUUGUUUUCAGAUCAAUAAUUUUCUAUGGACCUGAAGAUACACAUAUAAUUCAUGCAAAUAUAUUCAUGUUUGUUCUGUGUCUAGAAUUGAUUAUUAAUAUAUCAUAACCAUAUUAUUUUUUUUAUCUUUAUUUUUGUAUUUUUAUUAUAUCAUAUUUUCUAAACCAGUAUCAGUAAUUAUGUUAUAUUAAUCAGUAAGGCCAAACAAUAUUAUUUCUUGUUUUAUGGAUCUGUAAAUCAUAUUUUUUUUCAAGAAUAUGAAAAAAACCAAAUUCAUUUUUCCCGUUCAAAAAAUAAAAUCCUAAUGUUUUUAUUGGCCAGAAAUGUAAACUUACAAGAAAAAUGUUUAUAGAUUGUUUUUUGCCCCAUAUACACAUAAUAAAUUGCCAAAGUAAAAUACUUUUUGUAUUUAAAAGGAAUAUUACUUUAACUGGUGAUUAUUUCAAUAAUUUUUUCCCUCCUGCCUUUAGGUUUUCUGAGGACAAAAAUCCGUAAAAGAAGAAAUAUAAUUGGUCUGGCCUAAAGUCAUAAUCCUCAUUUCCAACCAUUAUCAUGUAUUGCUGCUGUUGACUACAGUACGUAUGCUGUACUUGAGCCUCACUAGAGUGUGUUAGUAUGCUGGUAAAUGCCUUGUGUGUAUAUAUGUCUCUUCACUCAACUUUUGUAAUAAAAUACUUGAUCUGUGGACUGGGGAACUAAAGUUUCACCCCUACUGAGUGCAUACAUUCACUUGCAUAAUAUUAGUCUAAUAUUUAGUUUCACUAAUCAGAUUACCUUGCCAGAUCGAUAACCCUGUAGUUUCUUUUCUGAAUCGGAAACAUUUAUGUUGUUUGUCUCAUGAGACAGUUAAUUGAAGGGGGACAAAGGUGUCCCCGGGGGCAGUCUCAGAAAGUUUGAUUCAAGACUCUGUUACCAUUUGAUUGCUAAAAUGAAAAGCAAAAUUUGCUCCCUAAAAUUGGUAUGGUAUGAACUAAAUUGUGAAAUCAGUAAAUGACCAGAUCAAUACUGAUAAAUGGAUUGUACUGAAAAAUUGUUUAGGUUUAUGAUUACUAAAGGCAAUACAAUAAGUUAUUGUAAUUGACCUUGCUACAUAAUCAUCCAUUAAUGAUAAAAUAUUCCCUUCUCUGACAAUUGGUAAUAACACAUAUGCAUGGAUAUAUGUAGGACAUGGGUAAUAGGCCUGAAACAAUCCAUUCUUAAACUACUGAAGACUGCCUUUCAUAAAUCAUCCCAAACCGUUAUUUCUUUUAUUUUUGGUUGACAAGAAAAAAUCCAUUAGUUAUGGUGAAAAGCCUUUGCUUAGGAUGUUUUCCUCAGAAAGCAGAUUUUAGCUUGUCUUAAAAUGAAACAGGUGAUCAAAUGAAUCCUCCUAACUGUCCUGGCUUUAGAGAAUAGCAAUAUGAAACAUCCAACACAUGCCAGUCUUGUUAUGUUUCAGAGACACAAUGUACAAUGUGUGAAGCCCAUUUCAGGUGCCCCUAUAGGGUACAUGGCUGGAAUAUUGCUAAAAGUGGCAUAAAACUCGCUAUUCUCCUUUGCUAAACACACAGCAGGAUGUGUUUGUGCUGAACCGAUACUGUGCUCUAAUGUCAACAGAAUGGAGGUUAACAUUUCAGUGAUCCUGUUGUGGUGAUUGUUUUGCCAUUGCUUGCUAAUAAUAUGCCUCAGAAACAUUAGUUUGAUAUACUGAUAUAUGUAUGUGGGUUUAUUUUAUGACUUCAUUUUAAGGGUGCAAGGCCUAUGAUGAUUGGAAUAUGUGUAUUAUUUCCUCUUUGAUGAAUGCUUACCAACGUUGGGUCUCUUUUUCUUUGAUGAUGAUUUGUUUGCUAAGUUUCACAGGUUCAGAUCAGAAUAAAACUUUGAAUAACA